Messenger RNA from Penicilliopsis zonata CBS 506.65, 2871 nucleotides. RefSeq lists its product as hypothetical. The transcript has 2 exons. Gene Ontology annotation, cellular component: equatorial microtubule organizing center; spindle pole; gamma-tubulin complex. Gene Ontology annotation, biological process: meiotic cell cycle; microtubule nucleation; cytoplasmic microtubule organization. Gene Ontology annotation, molecular function: microtubule minus-end binding; gamma-tubulin binding. NCBI's taxonomy places the organism in Eukaryota, Fungi, Ascomycota, Eurotiomycetes, Eurotiales, Aspergillaceae. The record is from RefSeq and is a predicted model, not a curated record. The coding region runs from base 1 to 2871 and encodes 956 amino acids.
AUGGAGGAGGAUGCGAUCGAUCCGUUCAGUAGCGAGAGUCUCUGGCAACUGUCCAGGUUCACGUUACAGUCGCUGCAGCCGUUGGAGCCUCUCCCAUGGGCCAGCGAUUUGUCCGACCCUGUAGAAGGUCCCUUUCAGAACCCGCUCAAGCUGUUUGAAAAGGAUGAUUCUACGGCAUUCCCGUUGGAUUUGUUCGCGAACGAUGGGUUUGUGCUGAAUCCGCCCUCCGAAACCACCGACACGUCGAGCGAAGACCAGACAACCGAGGCGAGUGUGUGCGAUAGUGAUAGUCCAGACACAACGGAAGACCUUUGGUCCCUUGCCCAGAUCGGAGAGAUCUCUGGUUCGAACGUGACUUUAAGAUCAUGGGAGACCUGUCGAGACCCGUCCUUCCGGGAACCAAUCUCCGCAUAUUUCAGCGAGUCCGGAGCUCGUGGAUUCGAUGCUGCGUUGGCUCAUCAGGCUACAAAGAGUGGACUGGAGGAUUCUGGACGCCUGGUGCGGACAGAUGUAUUUCUUAGGGCUCUCUUCCAAGCCGGGCUGGGCUGGGAGUCGAUGUUUUUCCGGUACAACGGACAACAACGGACGUUCGAAAAGCAACUCAGGGAUAUCCGUAUUACGGGAGUCAGUUUACCACUGCUGGAUGGAGUGAUCCAACCGUUACUGCGGUGCGGGGGCCAUAUGCAUAGACUGCGGGACUUUGUGCGCCUCAACCCGAUCACACCGAAAAAGCCAUCCGUCAUGUCGACCCUUGCUAGUGCAAUAGCCGUGGUGCUUUACACGCUCGAAAGACAGCUCUCCAGCCGCUCUGCGCAGACCGUCUCCCUCCUGCAGAUUAUGGGGCUCUUCCAGCGCCCUGCCGAGCUUGUGGGUGCUCUGGCGGACAUGGUAGGAGCGGCCGACAAGUCACUACAAGAAGCACAUGUGAUCUCGAUCAUUCUGAAAAAGGUCGAUCAUUUCUCACAGGUUCUACCCUGGGCAGCCGCGCUGCUUUAUGAGCUGGUCGCAAGAGUCAUAGCACCGUGGCUGAGUAUCGUGGAAGCUUGGAUUGGGCUGUGUGAGGGAACGUCUGCCAUGGCAGAGGUGAUCACGGACAGAGCUAGCUUUGUCGAGGUGGAAGAACAGCAGGAUCUUGCAAAGUCGAAAGCGGUGCCUAAAAAUGCUGUCUACAACUUUCGACCGGACAUGAUACCGUCGUUUAUUCCCGCCGAACAGGCUCUGCAGAUGUUUGAGAGCGGGAGGAGCUUGCGUCUAUUGAAAUGGUCUCAUCCAGACCAUCCAAUUGCGAACCCUCGUGUGCUCAAGAAUGCUUUGCCUCCAAAACUGCACUGUGCGAUGACCUGGAUUGACAUCGAAAGAAUCCAGAGCCGAGCCCUUGACUACGAAAGAAAGCUACGCGCUGAAAUCCAGAGGUUCAACCGAGGCGACCCAGCUGCAGAUGGUGAAGAACUUGAACCUAUGGUUCAUGAUUCGUUCGAGGAACAGAAAAAAGCAAUCGUUCACAAUACGUUUGAGAUGUUUGAAAUUGAUGAUGAACAACAAAUAACUGACGCACUCGCGAGGCCCUCCUCCGUGGAAAAAGAUUCGCUCAGCAAACUGGUUGAUAGCGAAGAGGAAACAACUUCUCAGCAACUGGAGAGACAUAAUACCAGAUUUGGACCCGAGUUGCCCUCUGCACUGUAUCUAUCACUUGCUCCCGUUCUCUCCUCUCAAGCCCUUCUCAUCGAUUUCUCAUGCCUCCACCUCCUCUUCAAAGAACAUAAGCUGCGAAUCCACCUGACCGUCCAAUGGCGGUUCCACCUGUUAGGAGAUGGCUCAUUUGCAUCGCUUCUUUCGCAUUCGCUGUUUGAUCCCGAGAUGGAGAGCGGCGAGCGCAAGGCCGGAGUGGUACGCAGCAGUGUGCAUACGGGUUUGCGGCUGGGAAGUCGGGAUACAUGGCCUCCCGCUAGCUCUGAGCUCCGACUAGUUCUCAUUGGACUUUUAAACGAAUGUCACGCAGAGGGAACCGGCGACGUCGAAAUCUUAGACAGUAUGCAUUUGAAGAGAGAAAAACAGCUGCCCGGCGGUCUCAGCUUCGCGAUUCGCGAACUGACCGCCGAGGAGAUCAUCAAGGUCAAAAACCCCAACGCCAUUGAAGCUCUCGACUUCCUCCGCCUGCAAUACAAACCGCCUGAUGCCUUGGAUGCAGUGAUCACUCCGCGGUCCUUGAACAGAUACGACCGACUCUUCAAGCACCUCCUGCGCCUGCUGCGGAUGGUCUCCGUGGUCAAGGGUCUUGUCCGCGACUCGACGGCGCGAGGUUCCCUAUCCGGAACCACACGCAACCUAUUCCAGAAAUUCCGCAUCGAUGCACAGCACUUUGUGCUCGCUUUUAGCGACUAUUCCUUCCAUGUCGGCGUCGGCUCCAACUGGCAGCGGUUCCAGGACAUCCUCACCCGGAUCGAGGCGUGCCUCGACUGCGGCGACAUCGACGGCACCAUCGAGGCAGCGCAGUCUGUGCCCCGCCUGCGCGACUACCACGAAGAUGUACUCGACCAAAUCCUCUUUGCCUUGUUUCUUAGCCGGCGGCAUAUCCAGGCCGCGAAGCUGCUCGAGGAGAUCUUCGGCACUGUGCUGGCCUUUGCGCCGCUGUCGCGUCUCGAGGGAUCGAGUGGUAUCCGCCACGAAAAUGAGGCCAGUGCCGCGCAACUGUAUAUUCUAUUCCGGAAACAAGUUGCAGCCUUUGUGGGUUACCUGCGCACAUUGGACGGCGGCAAGGCUGCCUCCUCCAAGUCGUACGUUCGAUCGGGAUCGGCGUUCGCUGCGAGUGUGGCGCCGACGAGUAUCUUUGAGCAUUUGCUGGCUCGGCUAGAUGUGAAACAGUACUAUUAA